Molecule: messenger RNA, 2412 nt
Organism: Hibiscus syriacus
Lineage: Eukaryota; Viridiplantae; Streptophyta; Magnoliopsida; Malvales; Malvaceae
Product: SWI/SNF complex component SNF12 homolog
Exons: 2
Coding region: 486-2084 (532 amino acids)
Biological process (GO): regulation of transcription by RNA polymerase II
Cellular component (GO): SWI/SNF complex; nucleus
Source: RefSeq, a predicted model, not a curated record
GAGAGACACAUUCGGGAGAGACAGGAGACGGAACUCUGUGUAGCUGCUGGUCUAGGAAAGGCAAAAACGCUUAAAAUCUCUUCACUCUUUCGUAAGAUCUUUUUUCUUCCCUUCCAAUUUUACGUUUUUAAUCAUUUCUUUCCAGUUUUAUUCUCCUUAAUCUCAUAAUGUAAUCCCACAUUCUUCAUUUCUUGCACUUUUCAUCUUUGUUUCCCCUUAAUUUCCCCUUUGUUUCAUAUUUAGAACUUUUGGGGGUAAGAUUUAGUUCAAAUUCAGCUCCCUUGAGGGAUUUUGCAAAAUUAGGGCUUUUUCGGGGGGACAUGGGUACCCUUUAGGGUUGAACUUCUAAAGGUUUAAUUUUGAAGGGAAUUAUUGCUUCUUUGGGUGUUCUUGGUUAGUGGGCUGAGAUAGCCCGGAAUUUACUUUUUUGCGGAUGUUUUAGAUCUUGAUGAAUAUUUGAUAUUUCCCGGAGAAUUAGAUUAGUGAUGUCCAUGAAUGGGAACAAUCCCCCAAAAGGCCUUGGGGCGUCUUCGUCGCCAUUUGGAAACACGGGGAUGGAGCCUCCUUAUAUGCCUGGAAACCCUGGAUUCUCACAAGCACAGCACAGUGCUGGUUUGCAAGCUCAAUAUCAGCUAUCCCACGCUCAGGCUCUUACUCAGGCUCAGUCGAAAGCUCAGGCUCAUGCUCAACUCCAAGCACACUUACAAGCUCAAGGUUUGUCCCUUAACCAGGCUCAGAAUGCUGGCAUUGGGAAUUUAGGUUUGUCUUCUCCGUACAUGUCUACUCCUGGCAGUGCAAGUGCAAAGAGGGUCCUUCAAAAAUCCCCCAUGCUCCCUCCUGUUGUUCCUAUGAUGAACACAAUGUCACCUUUGCGAACAAUGGAACUUGCAUCUGCUGCACGAAGAAAGAAGCAGAAGCUUCCUGACAAACAACUACAAGAUAGAGUGGCAGCAAUUCUUCCCGAAUCUGCUUUGUAUACCCAGCUUCUUGAAUUUGAGGCACAUGUCGAUGCAGCAUUAACUAGGAAAAAAGUUGACAUUCAGGAAGCACUUAAAAACCCACCUUGUGUUCAGAAAACUCUUCGCAUAUACGUUUUCAACUCAUUUGCUAAUCAGAUCAAGACUAUUCCUCAGAAGCCUAAUGCUGAGCCUCCCACGUGGACCCUUAAGAUUAUUGGGAGAAUCCUGGAAGAUGGAGUAGAUCCAGAUCAACCUGGGUUUGUUAAUAAAACAAACCAUUUAUACCCAAAAUUUUCAUCUUUCUUCAAGAGAGUAACAAUUUCCUUGGACCAGAGACUAUAUCAAGAUAAUCAUAUCAUUAUAUGGGAGCAUGCUCGAUCGCCUACGCCUAAUGAAGGUUUUGAGGUGAAGAGAAAAGGAGAUAAGGAGUUCACUGUGAAUAUACGGUUGGAAAUGAGUUAUGUGCCUGAGAAGUUCAAGCUCUCUUCAGCUUUGAUGGAAGUCCUCGGUAUUGAGGUUGACACACGCCCCAGAAUUAUAGCUGCAAUUUACCAUUAUGUGAAGGCUAGAAAACUUCAAAAUACAAAUGAUCCGUCUUUCUUCAAUUGUGAUGCACAACUUUUUAAAGUUUUUGGGGAAGAAAAAGUGAAAUUUAUGAUGGUUCCGCAGAAGAUAUCACAGCAUUUGUCUCCUCCACCACCCAUACAUUUGGAGCACAAGAUCAAGCUUUCUGGGAAUAAUCCUGUUGGGACUGCAUGCUAUGAUGUCUUAGUGGAUGUUCCUUUUCCCAUACAGAGGGACCUCUCAGCUCUUUUGUCAAAUGCAGAGAAGAGCAAAGAGAUCGAGGCUUGUGAUGAAGCAAUAUGUGCCACCAUAAAGAAAAUUCAUGAGCACCGUAGAAGGCGAGCAUUCUUUCUAGGUUUCAGUCAAUCACCAGUGGAGUUUAUUAAUGCUUUAAUUGAGUCUCAGAGCCCAGAUUUGAAAAUGGCAGCUGGGGAAGCUAGUCGAAGUGCUGAAAAAGAACGACGAUCAGAUUUCUUCAACCAACCAUGGGUUGAAGAUGCUGUUAUACGUUAUUUGAAUCGCAGGCCAGCCGUUGGAAGUGAUGCUCCAGGAAGCACUUGAAUCAUGGCUCCGAAGUUUUGGUUGGGACCCAGUAUGUUCUUUCAUUGAUUUGAAUCAUGCAUCAACAGCAGACCCAUUCCUUACGGAAAUAGAAUUGUACUGUUGCUGGAUGGCAAUUGAGAGGGAUGUAGAAAAGGAAGUAGCUUGUGUAGGCAUAAAUAUCAUCAAACUUCAUUUUUUUAAGAGUAGAAAUUAGCAAGAAGAUGUUUUUAUUUCGUUAAAAAUAGUAAUUUAUAUAUGGUAGAUUCAUGGCUGCUUUCUUAGUUUGACAUCAAUGUUUCUUCUUGGUUUAUAUAAUGGAAAUGCAGUGUUUAUGAAUGUGGAUUGA